CCCCAGCCACCUUACCCAACAACAAACAAAACCAUUUCUCCUCUACUUCUCCAAACUCCCAACACCAACCCCCCCCCCCCCCCCCCCCCCCCCCCCCCCCCCCCAAAAAAAAAAAGACAUAUAGACUACUAGGCAGCCAUGAAAUCCAGCCUUGUUCCUUGCCUUCUCCUCUGCCUUCUCAUGGCCAGUUUCAGGGUGAACGAUGCUAUAAGGAAAGAGGAAUCGGCGGAAGAAUACUGGAAGAAAGUGAUGAAGGACGAGCCUCUUCCCAAACCCAUCCAAGAGCUGCUCGCCGCCGGCAACGACGACCACGCCGCCGCCGCCGCAGUGGAUGGGGAGAAGAAGGUGACAAUAAACCGGUUCAUGAGGAACUUCGACACCCAGACCACCGCCAUCAUUUACCACGCCACACAAUCACAUGGCGGCUAGACCGGUCGGACCACCGGCCAGCCAGCUACCCAGCUGCUUAGUUAAUUAAAAUAAAUAUUCUGGAGCUGGUCAGAUCGUCGUGUUUUUGUACUGCAUGUUGUUUUUUUUUCUUUUUUCUUCUAUAGGAUAUUAUAAUCGGAUAUAUAUGUGCAUUUAGAAGCAAAGAAAACCCCUUGUAUUGAAUGUGAGAAAAUAGACAAAUAGUGGUGGAAAGAAGUGGUUAAAAUUUAUCGAGACGCUGGGUUUGGAUGUUUAGAUUUUUGUUUAUAUGUUAUUUUUAAUUAUGGACUUGAAAUUUGUACAUGUCUUAUAUACCAUGUAUUUUAAGUUAACGGUAAACAUUGAGAGUCGUGAAGACCUGAAUAUGUGACCUCAAGGACAGAUCAUUAGUUAUCUCAAUAGCUCUCGUUGUUGGAAGAGGUCCAUGUAGGAAUUUUAACCGCCACUUUCUUACCCAUUGAUAACAAAAGUUUAAAGUUUGAUUUUGUUAUAUACGAUGAAAGGGUUCGAAAUAAAAAUAAACUGCCGUAUAUUUAUCUCACCAAUGACAAUUCAAAUUGUUGGAAAAGAUUAGAAACGAGGUCGAAAGAAGCAUGAUGUGUGUUAAAAAGUCAACUGUUCAUGUUGGCAUGAUUGUUGUGUUGUCUGUUGUUAGUUGUUACUCUUCUUUUUGGUGGGGGGGUGUUGACCUUAGCAGUACCACCACCAUACAUGUGCACCAUACUGGCCGAGUACGAAAGUCAACGGGAACAUUGAAAGGGCAACUCUCUGUUUAUCCGAAUCAUGCAUACAUCCAGAAAAAGGAGUUAGGUGACAUUUCAUUUUUCACUGAAAAUUGCUGGUUUCUUAAUUGUUUUGGUCAAAAUGUCUGUUAUCUACCGACCUCCACGCCUAUCCGCCCAUGGAUAUGAUUGAUGGAUCUUCGUGGCCAGGCAGGAUAACGCAAUCCACCGCACUCAGAAAGUGACCCAAGUUAAUUCAGAAAUUCGAUACAUAUCAACAAUGGCUGCAGCUGUAGAUCAACAUUUUAUACAAAAUUGACCUACAAUUUGGGUGGAUUUGAAACCAGUCGAUUUGAGUUCCUCUACUCCCUUCAUUUUCGGUUUGAAGUUCAACCUUCUAUUGAUAAGUAGGGGGUGUGUAACGGUUUGGUCUGUUUUGUACAGUACCAGAUUAUAUGGUCUCUUGGCGUGGACUGUAUCGAACCUAAUAUAAAAUGGUCCGACAAUGACAGAUCCCGAAAUUUCAUGAAGGGUAUUCAACGAUAGACUAAAAUCUUUUAGGGAUUGUCAAAUUAUUUCCAAUCCAAAUACUACCAACGAUGAAAUAAAAGGGUGUACAAGUGUUUUGUUGAAAUUUUGAAUUUAAGGUUUGUCAAUUCUCAAUCCAUUCUUGUAAGUGGGUACGACGCUCCGAUUAUUAGUCCCAUGAUAAAUACCGGAGAAAAAUGAAAUGAAUUGACAUUUCGACCAAAUCAAACUGAAUCAAAUUGGAUCGAAUAUACUAUUGAUCUGGUCAUUGGUUCUAAGAUGUUUUUUUCUAUUAAACCGCAGUUCUGUCAAAUUUGGUCUGGUGAAUGUUGUCAACCCGGGUCGCCCACUUUGAUCCUGACCCAGUGAGAAAAAAGGGCCGCACGCACCCGCCGGGUCGACCGCUAUAAGAUACCGGGCUGGAGAUCAAACUGUGUCAUUUUUUUUCUUUAGUUUGCGAAAUGCGCCUAUUUUUCAAUUUUUCUUUUCGCCUAACUCAAUCUUUGGAAUCCUAAGUUGAACAUUUGAUGUUAUAUAAGAGUGUGUGAAUUUUCACCAUAUGUUGGAUCUAAGUACAUCAUGUUAUUUUGGUGGAAUAUUAUAUGUUAUAACUCAUAUGUUAGAUGAGAUUUGAUAUAAUUUAUCAGGCUAAGUACAAUAUAAUGAUAUUUUCCAU
Molecule: messenger RNA, 2355 nt
Organism: Linum trigynum
Lineage: Eukaryota; Viridiplantae; Streptophyta; Magnoliopsida; Malpighiales; Linaceae
Source: the annotation of a GenBank genome assembly